Molecule: messenger RNA, 1166 nt
Organism: Syzygium oleosum
Lineage: Eukaryota; Viridiplantae; Streptophyta; Magnoliopsida; Myrtales; Myrtaceae
Product: SPX domain-containing protein 2-like
Exons: 3
Coding region: 72-761 (229 amino acids)
Biological process (GO): cellular response to phosphate starvation
Source: RefSeq, a predicted model, not a curated record
CUUUCACCCCCUCUCUCUCCCCCCUUCCUUAAAAAACCAGAGAGGGACCGAGAGGCCCUAUUGCGAUACCAAUGAAGUUAUCGAAGAUCCCGAAGAGGCUGAACGUCGAGGCGCAGCGCGAUUGGCGCGACAAGUUCUUGUGCUACAAGGACUUGAAGAAGCAAAUCAAGCUCUUCUACCGGAAAGACAGCGGCACGCACCACCCACGGGUCAAGCGCCGCCGCCUGGACUCCGCGGAUUGCACUGCGGAGGCGGAGGAGGAAGUCGAUUUCGUGGAGCUGUUGGAUGGCGAGAUCAACAAGAUCAAUGGGUUCUUCAUGGACAAAGAGGAAGAGUAUAUCAUUAGAUGGGCGGAAUUGAAAGACCGAGUAGCAAAGACCGAGGGCAUGGACAACAAGUUGAUGGAACUGCGUCGCGAAAUAGUGGAUUUCCACGGAGAAAUGGUUUUCCUCGAAAAUUACAGCUCUCUUAACUGCAUAGGACUAGUGAAGAUAAUAAAGAAGUACAACAAGCGAAGCGGAGCACCUAUCUGCUUGCCUUUCAUCCGGAAGGUUCUGCAACAGCCAUUUUGCAGGACGGAGGUGCUCAAAAAGUUUGUGAAGGAGUGCGAGGGAAUGCUCGAUCAGCUUCUCUUUGAGAAUCACCACCAGACAGUAGACUGCAAGGCGAAGGACAAUGAGACCGUCGCUGAUCCGAAAGAUGACCUGCUAAGAGUUCCCAGCGAACUCGUUGAGAAUGAGCACAUGGAGAGCAUGUACUAGAAGAUCAAUUUAGCUGCUUUGUGUGUAUUUGAGGAGAUUCAGAGCGGAAGCUCGACAGUGAGCAUGUUCUCACUAUCGCCUCUGCAUAAUGAUCAAAGGGGUGAAAAUGAGAAGAAUGACCCAUUUUGGCACCACACAAGCUAAUGAGUGAUUUGGAAGGACCCCUUGGCUUCCCAUUAUGCGUCUCUUUUCUUUUCCUGCUCGAAAGGUUUACUGAUAUUGAUACCGAUUAUCCUUCUUCUUUUCCAGAGUUAGGAGUGAGCAAACCUUGGAUAACUCUGUUGGUGCUUCUGGUUAUAAAAUUAUCCUUGUGCAUGCAGAAUAACUCAUUGGGCUUCUAAGAGUGGAAUUUAAGCAGAAUCUUUUGUUUCAUCGUUGGCAACCCUCACUGCUUUAUUUUCUGGA